Molecule: messenger RNA, 762 nt
Organism: Symbiodinium natans
Lineage: Eukaryota; Dinophyceae; Suessiales; Symbiodiniaceae
Source: the annotation of a GenBank genome assembly
AUGGCAUCUUUCGGGAACCUGGAAAUAAAGCCGUGUAGGCUUGAGGGCGACAGUGGCUGGGAUGGUGAUGACGGGAUGACCAAGGUUCGAACCCUCCGAGGUCACGCAGGACAUGCUAGACCAAGCGAGGGAGCCGUGGUGGCACGCAGAGACGUGCAUUUCAACUCAAGUGGGUUUCGGGGAAUUGCCCAAGAAGCGGAAGCCACCGUGUGUAUGCUCAAGGAUGCCAUCGCCAAGAAGAAGAAGAUGAAAGACGAUGAGGCUUCCUCCAUUGACACCAGCAGCCUGUGGUACGUCAAGCUUCCGGAGGAACUGGCAAAAAAGGCCAAAAGUGGCACCAAGGUGAUGGUCAAGCGUGGUGAGGAGGAGCUCGAGGCGUGCCUGGUGUCCUAUCCAGACAAGGCCAAUACCCGAAACAGCUUGCGCCACCGCAAGAAGGCUCUCUGGGAGCUUUGUCCUUCGCCUGGCCCGAAAGAAAAGAAGGUCCCAGACGAAGACCCAUUUCCCUGCGGGGGCCGCGAAAAGCUGCGUGACGAGAAGUUCAAGUGGAAGCCGGGGGACGCCUUUGAGUUCAUAGGAAGCUGCAGAAGCUCCCUGGCGAUUCGGCACCCGGGCAUGAAGGACUUUGACGAGGACGAGGAUGAGAGGUUUCAGAUGGCGGUGCGCGACAUGACGCGGGAACACCGGAAGAAGCUGGCCGAAGAGGCCAAGGAAGCUGCGGCCAAAGAGGCCGAGAAGGAGGAACCGAAGGAAGAUGAAUGA